Messenger RNA from Racocetra persica, 919 nucleotides. The record is from the annotation of a GenBank genome assembly. Lineage: Eukaryota; Fungi; Glomeromycota; Glomeromycetes; Diversisporales; Gigasporaceae.
GUUCCGAUUACCAAAGAGAAUGAAUUUGAUGUUUCAAAGCAAAAAGAAAUUGUUGAAAAGUAUCAAUGCGUUAAGGAGUUAAGAGAUUUAGUAGAAUUAGAAAAAAGAAAAAUCAAUGACUUGGUGGUAGAUAUAGAAGAAGAGAAAUUUGGAUCUAGUUAUCAAAUAGUUACCAUAGACAAGAUUUUUGAUUUAUCAAUAAAGACAAAUAGCAGCAAACUUACUAAAUCUUUUGUAAAUAAUCAUCAGGGCGAAAUACCGGUUUAUGGAGCUUCCAAAGACGAGAAUGCCACUUAUGGAAAAAUAGAAGAUAAUUUGCCUAACAUAAAUUUAUCAGAAAAAGUAAUUCCAUUAAUUUUUAGAGAUACUUAUAAAAAAAGCUUAGACUUGUUUUAUUUGAAAUACACCAUCGAAAAAGAAUUGGCCAAGCAGAACUUUGGAUUUUCUAACAAGGCUGGAAAGGAUAAAAUAAAAAACAUUGAGAUCAAAAUUCCAAUUACUUUCUACAAAAAAUUUGACUUAGUAAAACAAAGAGAAAUUGCUGAAAAAUAUAAGCAGAUUGAAGAAAUUAAGAAAAACAUAAAAACAGAGUUAGAAAAAAUUGAAAACAUUAAAGUUGAUAUUGAAUUGCGACAUCCCGAGUCCGAAUACCAGGAUUUAUAUUUGCUGCGGGGCAAAAGAAGGAAAGACCGAUAUGUUUAUGUAUCACCGGAAAUAGCCGCCAUACUGCAAAGCCGUAACUGGCAGCCUAAUCAGACUAAUCGUCGGGAUUUUUGGGAGUUUUUGCGUCGGGUUCGGCACGAUCUACAAAUUAGUCCUCAUACCGAAUUAGCCCCCCAUACUCUCCGCCGCUGUUUUGCUACUUAUAACCUUCUAGCCGGCAUGCCACUCAACAUUUUGCAAAAAGUUUUAGGACACA